AUGGGUUCUUUGUCUUUCGGAAUAUCUGAACUGAUGAAGAAUCCUGUGGAGGGCUGGUUCAAGCUGCUCAAUCAGGAAGAGGGAGAAUAUUAUGGCAUACCUGUCCCAGACGAGGUGGCACCCACCAUUCAGGAAAUGAAAAGUAAAUUCGAGAAACAACAAAUAGCUGAUGGAAACUUACCCUAUUCUACAAAUGAUCAGAACAUGAGUAAACAGGACAUUGUACGAGCAAGUGAUUUCAACUUCUUGACUGUUCUGGGUAAAGGCAGUUUUGGAAAGGUUGUACUUGCUGAACGCAAAGGUACAGAUGAGCUUUAUGCUGUCAAAAUACUUAAGAAAGAUGUCAUCAUACAAGAUGAUGAUGUUGAAUGUACAAUGAUUGAGAAGAGAGUCCUUGCUCUUUCUAACAAACCUCCAUUUCUUGUCCAGUUACACUCCUGUUUCCAGACUAUGGAUAGAUUGUAUUUUGUCAUGGAGUAUGUCAAUGGUGGUGAUUUGAUGUACCGAAUUCAACAAGAAGGGAAAUUCAAAGAGCCAGUUGCUGUGUUCUAUGCAGCAGAAAUUGCUAUAGGCCUUUUUUAUCUUCAUAACCAAGGCAUAAUAUAUCGAGAUUUAAAACUUGACAAUGUGAUGCUGAAUGCUGAAGGACACAUCAAAAUCGCAGAUUUUGGAAUGUGCAAAGAAGGAAUCAUAGGGGACAAGACAACCCGAACAUUUUGUGGUACACCAGAUUAUAUAGCGCCAGAGAUUGUAUUAUAUCAACCUUAUAGCAAAUCUGUUGAUUGGUGGGCUUAUGGUGUCCUACUGUACGAAAUGUUGGCGGGACAGCCACCUUUUGAUGGAGAAGAUGAAGAGGAGUUGUUCACUUCAAUCACUGACCACAAUGUCUCUUACCCAAAGUCUAUGUCCCGAGAAGCUGUAUCCAUUUGUAAAGGGUUGUUGACAAAGAAUCCUUCAAAGCGCUUGGGUUGCACUAAUAAUGGUGAACGGGAGAUUAAAGAUCAUGCCUUCUUCCGACGCAUUGACUGGACAAAGGUGGAAAGCCAAGAUAUGCAACCACCUUAUAAGCCUAAAAUCCUUGAUUCCAGAAAAGCAGAAAACUUUGACACGAUGUUCACCUCAAAAGACUCCAAAUCAAUCAGACUCAUGAACAGUAAAAUCUCGAAAAGACGUCAGCAACUUUGA
Molecule: messenger RNA, 1185 nt
Organism: Acanthosepion pharaonis
Lineage: Eukaryota; Metazoa; Mollusca; Cephalopoda; Sepiida; Sepiidae
Source: the annotation of a GenBank genome assembly